UUUGUCUCAGCCUUAAUCCCCGUACAGCAUGUAAUGGCUGCCUCGGAUUCUGCUAUUCAGAGACUGGAAGACUAAAAAUUUCCCUUGGAUGUUUCAUCACUGUCCUAUUGAUGUCUUGAAAGCCUGCACAGUGAUGGGGUCCGUAUUUCACUGGGUGACAGCUGUUCACAUACUGACUUUUCUACAGAUGCCACAUUUGAUUUCAGGUCAGUUUAAAAUCAUCCCUCCUCAGAAUCCUGUCAUUGCUAUCAUUGGAGAAGGGGUUGUCCUGCCUUGCCAACUGACAACUCGGAAUAACGCUGAGACAAUUACUGUCCAGUGGAUACUUUCUAGAGACUCAGAAAAAAUAGAUGUGAGCACCUAUGAUGGACCAAAUAAAGCAAAGAGUCAGGAUGAGAGAUACCGAGGCAGAACGCAGUUCUUCCAAACUGAAUUUCAAGCAGGAAAUGUGUCUCUAAACCUGAAGGAUGUCAUUGUCUCUGACAAAGGGAAAUACACCUGCAGUGUCUCUUUGGGGACCUGGUAUGAUGAGGUGGUGGUAGAACUGGAUGUGACAGCUAGAGGUGGUGAGUCUUCCAUUUUCAUGGAGGACUAUGCAGACCAGGGGAUUGGCCUCACCUGCAGGUCAGAGGGAUGGUUCCCUGAGCCCCAGGUGCUCUGGUUAGACAGUAAAGGACAAAACCGACCAGAAAAGCCGACCACCAUCAACACAAAGACAGGUGCUGGAAUCUACAAUAUUGAAAGUGCCAUUAACAUUGAACCAGGCUCAGACAAUGAAGUCUCCUGCAAAAUAAUCAACAACAUACUAAAGACAGCGAGCGAGUCCAGAGUCCGAAUUUCAGAUGUUUUCUUCCCAACCACCUCCCCUUGGAUGGCUGCCUUCCUGGUCAUUUUAUUUCUUAGCAUAGCCCUUAUUGCUGUUGUAGGGUAUAAACUGAAAAAGAAUAAUGACACAACAUCUCGCUCAGUAACUGAGAAGAAAACAAUGGAAGAAGAAAAAGAACGUCUGCUCUCCACACUAGAGACAAACAAAAGGACAGAUCAAAUAGCAAUUCAAGACAUACAAGAAAAUAUUGAUCGACUCUCAGGAGAGCUGGUUCCCAUCACUCUGGAUCCGGACUGCAAACACCCAGAACUCAAACUGUCAGAGGAUCAGAAAAGAGUCUGGCAAGAACCUGCAUCUCCUGAGCUGGAUGCAGCCUCCGGGGCCCUGCUCGUGGUGGGGAAGGAGGGGUUUGUGGCUGGGAGGCAGUACUGGGAGGUGGAUGUGGGGGAGAAAGUGGACUGGGAGCUGGGGGUGCUUAGUCAGUCAGUGAGGGACAGAGUGAAAAGAGAGAAGGCAGAGAAACUCCCUGAGGAGGGAUAUUGGUCUCUGAAGAGAUCCCAGGGAGACUUGUUUUCAAGCAUAAAAAAUGCUAAGAUUGAAAAGAGGGAUAUGCAAUGUAAAGUGAUUGGUGUUUUUCUGGAUCAGGAAGAGAAAAUAAUCUCAUUUUAUGAUGCAGGACAUAUGUCCCUCAUCACAACUAUCCCUGCAGAGUUGACUAAUAAAAUUUUGUACUACCCAUUCUUCAGUCCCAGGAACAACACAGGUGAGCAGAAACCACUAGCAAUCCUCCCCAUCAGAGCCCCUAUUCCUUUAAAGCCUCUAAGAAAGGAAAAAUGAGCUUUAGUUACUUUAGAGAAGUAAAAUUCAAAACAGAGGGGAGAAGGGAAUGU
Mauremys mutica (yellowpond turtle) is the source of this 1716-nucleotide messenger RNA. Its product is annotated as butyrophilin subfamily 3 member A2-like. Bases 89 to 1663 code for a protein of 524 amino acids. Lineage: Eukaryota; Metazoa; Chordata; Testudines; Geoemydidae. Gene Ontology annotation, molecular function: protein binding. The transcript has 12 exons. The record is from RefSeq and is a predicted model, not a curated record.